AUGGCUCUACGCGCUAUUCCGUUAGAUAUUCUUGAUGACUUAAGCAGCCGUUUCAUAACAAAUAUCCCAGUAGAAAAUCGCAAGAACUGGAUGCACCUCUUCUUCCAAAUUGAAUUAGCGUACUGGUUUUACUUGGACGUUUACUACAAGGACAGGAGAAGGAAGUUAAACAAAUGUAACAUGGAUGAAUUGUCAGUGCAUCUCUGCCGUCAUAUUCCGUUUCUACGAGCGCAUUUGCCGCGCGUAGACAUUAUACUGAAGCUACUAAGGCAAUGGCGAGAGUACAAGCACAGGAUACCAACCGUCGGCGCCAUCAUGUUGAAUGAAGACAUGAGUAAAGUAUUGCUAGUUGAGAGCUUCUGGCGAAAAAACCUCUGGGGGUUUCCGAAAGGCAAAGUUAAUGAAGAUGAACAUCCUGCGCUUUGUGCUUCGCGUGAAGUGCUUGAAGAGACAGGAUUUGACAUCUCUCUCUUUAUUAACAAAAAUCAUUUCAUCGAGCACGAAAUCAAGAACCAGCUUGUCAGACUCUACAUAAUCCCUGGGGUCAAGGAGAGUACCAAGUUCCAGACGUUGACCACGAACGAGAUCGGGAACAUCAAGUGGUUCUCCUUGAGUAAUUUGCCCUAUACUACCAUGGAUAUGACGCCCCAAGUUAAGAUGGGUAUAGAGCCGAAAAAUUUUUUUUUGGUCGCACCUUUUAUCAGAGAAAUAAAACUUUGGGUGAAACAACAGCGAGAAGAAGAGUUGUCCAUGAUUUACCGCCAUAUACUUAGAAAAAAGAUUCGAGAAGAAAUGGCAUUGGUAACGCACUAA
This is a messenger RNA of Cotesia congregata, 813 nucleotides long. Lineage: Eukaryota; Metazoa; Arthropoda; Insecta; Hymenoptera; Braconidae. The record is from the annotation of a GenBank genome assembly.